Molecule: messenger RNA, 291 nt
Organism: Porites evermanni
Lineage: Eukaryota; Metazoa; Cnidaria; Anthozoa; Scleractinia; Poritidae
Source: the annotation of a GenBank genome assembly
AUGCCUUGUAUUAUUGUACUUAAUCGGCGAACAGCAUCGCCUGAGUUCUUUUCGUGGGUUCAUGUACGAAGGCUAUUGUCUCGCCAUACUAAUAAUUGCUCUUGUCCGGUUCGUUCACCAAGGUUGUGCGUGCAAAGGAAACUUUCAUUUUCCAUUAUACUAACAAAAGUAGAAACGAAGGAACUGCUGAUGACUCGGGAAAACGUUCGGAUUCUAUCAGCAGAACCAUUCCAAUUUGCACCGUUGUUUCAUAGCUACGGUUUAAGUGCACACACGUUAAUUAAGGCUUGA